AUGAAGCUGGGCAGCUUGAGACUUGUCUUGGCUGUGGCUGCGGCAAAGGGAUGGUUCCUCAAGCAAAUUGAUGUCAAUACCGCAUUCUUGCAUGGCAACUUGGAUGAGGAGGUGUACAUGAAACCACCUCAAGGGUUGGACGUCAAAGCUGGCCAAGUGUGCAAGCUUGAAAAGUCACUUUAUGGUCUAAAACAAGUAAGUCGACAGUGGAAUACAAAGCUGAAAUCUGUUCUGGUUGAGUUGGGUUUUGUUCAGUCAAAGGCUGAUUAUAGUUUGUUUACUAAGCAAACUGAAUUUGGAUUCACCGCAUUGUUGGUUUAUGUUGACGAUUUGAUAUUGGCUGGAAAUGAUUUGGGAGAAAUUAAUGCUGUCAAAACAGUCUUAAAUGAUAGGUUCAAAAUCAAGGACAUUGGAGAUUUGAAAUUCUUUAUUGGGAUGGAGGUUGCGCGAUUAAAAGAGGGCAUUCUUCUUAAUCAAAGAAAGUAUGCUAUGGACAUCUUGAAGGAUGCUGGUUUUGAGAACUGCAAGCUGCUUCUAUCCCUAUGGACUACAUUGAGUCAAUACCUUGACCACCCCACUACUUCUCACCUCAGUGCUGUCCAUCGAAUCCUCAGAUACAUCAAAGCUUCACCUGCCACUGGCAUAGUGUUCUCGACCACCUCUGAUCUCUGUGUCACUGGAUUUGCUAAUUCCAAUUGGGCGGCAUGUCCUGAUUCAAGAAGAUUUGUGACAGCCUACUACUUUUACAUUGGCACUUCCCUGGUUUCAUGGAAGAGCAAAAAGCAAGUGACAGUUGCUUGCAGUUCAGCCGAAGCUGAAUAUCGAGCGCUUGCCACUGCUACUAAGGAGGCUAUUUGGCUCAGUUUCAUUUUGAAGGACUUGGGAAUGCCUCCACCAAGCCCAUUAGCACCUACUGUGACAGCCAAUCUGCAAUUCACAUCGCCUCCAACCCGGUGUUGCGGACAUUCUGACCAAACCGCUGCCUCCGUCCAUAUUCUCCACACUCUUUGGCAAGUUAAGACUGGUCAACUUACACACUCCUAA
Molecule: messenger RNA, 1044 nt
Organism: Arachis ipaensis
Lineage: Eukaryota; Viridiplantae; Streptophyta; Magnoliopsida; Fabales; Fabaceae
Source: RefSeq, a predicted model, not a curated record